ACAACCUGUGUAGCGUUACUAUUAGCAGCGUUAUUUAAAAUAGACGGAUUUAUUUUUACAUAGUGAUAUAUUAUGGAAAGAAAAACAUUCGGCAAAAAAACAUUUCAGCACAACCAACGACCUCGGGUGGACAGGUUCGUGCCGACGCGUGACCGAGUCCACAACCUGCAGCGACGACGGAGCUGGCACGCCGCCUGCUCACAACAGACUGAUGUGGAUAUUUGGUACGCAAAAUAUAUACAACAGAAGAAGUACGCGAAUUACCUUGAUGACGCGUUCGGCAUCGAGCCGGCGACCAAGGAUCCUGAUGUGGUGCAGACUUGGCCGUGUCGACCGCGGAAGAGGAGCUACUUGUCUUCCGCCGACAGCAUCCUAGAUCUACCGUCUUAUAGCUAUGCUGUUUUUCCAGAGCUGCUGGACUGGAGCAGCGACAACAUCCUGGUAGCGGCGCUGGGCUUGAACUACCACAAGUGGAGCUGGCGGACCCAGAGCCUCACCAGCCAGGGCCUCACCAGGUUCCCCAUACAGUGCUGCAAGUUUCACCCCCGAGGAGAACUGCUGGCUCUCGGUACAGAAGCUCAAGUGCUGGAGAUCCAUCACAACGGGCGCAACAAGGCGCUGUGGUACUGCUUCUGUAAGUGCGCGACGCUUGACGACGACUUCUGCAACGUGGUCGCCCUGGACUGGAGUCCUACUGGCAACUCGCUCGCCAGCGGCUGCACCUGGGGCACCGUGUCGUCCUUCAGCCGCAACGGCGAGGUGAUCAGCUGGCAGCGGCUGGCACGGAAGGCGGUGCUGGCGGUGCGCGUGUCGCCGGACGCGCGGUACGUCGCCGCCACCUCCCUCAACUCCGCCUACGUGACGCUGCUCACGUGGCCCGCACUGCAGCUGUACUCUGUCAUCAACGCGGACUGGACUAUCCGGACCAUAACCUGGCACCCGUGGCGCAGCGCUCUCCUAGGUAUCGGCACCAUGACGUCGGGCAUGCAGGCGCGGCUGGUGUUGUGGGACGCCCCCAGCUCCAGGGUCCGGGAGACCACGCUCGGCCGACACCAGUACAGCCUCGACGCGAUGCUGUUCAGCCGCCGCUCCGGCGAGUUGGUCAUCAGCCUGUGGAACACUGAGAGACCACAGACACUCAGUAAGACUUACUCGCAGCUUGUGGUCCUGAGUGGUCCGGAAACCGUGGUGGACCAGUGGGGGGAAGGCCGCUACGGGCUGGACCGCGUACGCACCAUGGUCUUCAGUCCCGAUGGGACCAAACUUGCAACUGCGACUGCCGACGAAGAUUUGAUAAUCUGGAACUUUCUCCCCGAAGACAAGGUGAAGAAGAAAACCAAGUGCAGGCGAUUCUCCGCCCUACCUGUGUACAUAGACGAGGCCAAUCAGGGCUUCUCCCUCCGAUGAGCGAAGAGAGAAAGAAAAAGAAGACGCUGGAUGUACUUCUUAGAUAUUUAUGAAUAUUUAUUCUUUGCGUUUU
Molecule: messenger RNA, 1480 nt
Organism: Aricia agestis (brown argus)
Lineage: Eukaryota; Metazoa; Arthropoda; Insecta; Lepidoptera; Lycaenidae
Product: protein cortex-like
Exons: 9
Coding region: 73-1407 (444 amino acids)
Biological process (GO): anaphase-promoting complex-dependent catabolic process; positive regulation of anaphase-promoting complex-dependent catabolic process; positive regulation of ubiquitin protein ligase activity
Cellular component (GO): anaphase-promoting complex
Molecular function (GO): anaphase-promoting complex binding; ubiquitin ligase activator activity; protein binding
Source: RefSeq, a predicted model, not a curated record